This is a messenger RNA of Mucor mucedo, 888 nucleotides long. RefSeq lists its product as uncharacterized. The transcript has 2 exons. The record is from RefSeq and is a predicted model, not a curated record. Bases 1 to 888 code for a protein of 295 amino acids. Lineage: Eukaryota; Fungi; Mucoromycota; Mucoromycetes; Mucorales; Mucoraceae.
AUGACUAGAACUAUUACCACAGAACCUGCUAGCAUCGAUCCAUCCGAAUCUGUUGCGGUCACGACAAAAAAACAGACCAGAAAGGCUUGGAAAUUGAAAGAUGGCGGUAGAGAUGGUAUGACAUCCAUUGGAAGACUGGUGCACUUUUUGACAGAAGAUGGUGCCACCAUGUUGUUUGCCUUCCUUGGAUGUGAUAACAAUGCAGAAUCGGUUUCUGGAGAUAAAAGAGACACGGUUGCCGGCAAAGCCAAGGAAUACUUUGACUCGGUUGGUGCUUCCAAACGUACAAAGGCUCAAAUAUUAGACCGAAUGAAUAAGCUUCUCUUGACGCAGUAUAGCGAGGCUUACAGGAUGUGGAAACAAAGUGGAGAAGGUGCCACCGAAGAAAAUCCACCUUUUGAAGUUGCUUUGAAUAAAGUCUGUGCCCACUUCCAUCUUUUGAGAUCUGUCAUGGGGUCAAGACGAACAGAUCCUGCUUUGCCCAUGGAAACGGGUGUGCCUGGAAGUAAACCUUUCAGCUGGAAAAAGCCAGAGGAGAUUAAUUCAGAGGAUGAAAACUCUGAACAGCAUGUUGAUCUGUUGACCGACGAAGAUUCAGCCAAUUCUCCUUCGCCCUCUUCUAAGGCUACAAAACUCAAAGUUCCCAAGGCCAGUGGAAAAAGAAAGAGGGCUUUGAAGUUUGAAGAGGAUUUCCCGCUCGAAACAAAGGAGUUAGAUGUUUCGGGUUUCGUUGAGGUUCAACGAGAAGCUGCGGCCAAAAAGAUGAGAUUCGCAGAGUACAUGGGCAGGUAUCAAAAUGCCAUCACGAGGAUCAAUACUUUCAAAUUGAGCAAGGAAGAGGGUGAGACCAUGUUGGAUAACCUCAACUUGGAAUAUAACUUUUAUUAA